This is a messenger RNA of Lates calcarifer (barramundi perch), 4394 nucleotides long. It is a transcript of the gene ubap1, whose product is annotated as ubiquitin associated protein 1. NCBI's taxonomy places the organism in Eukaryota, Metazoa, Chordata, Actinopteri, Centropomidae. Gene Ontology annotation, cellular component: ESCRT I complex. The transcript is spliced from 7 exons. Gene Ontology annotation, biological process: ubiquitin-dependent protein catabolic process via the multivesicular body sorting pathway. The record is from RefSeq and is a predicted model, not a curated record. The coding region runs from base 188 to 1579 and encodes 463 amino acids. Gene Ontology annotation, molecular function: ubiquitin binding.
GUGACGCCAAACAGGAACCAGUGCAAGGGAGCUUGACAAAUCAAGAUGGCGCCCCACGCCGAAGCAGGAAAGAGAUUUCAGUAUAAAUAAAACUCAUUCGGAGAACAGUUUAAAUUUGCAGUGCCACCUCGACAAGACGUCGUUCGGAAUUUGAAAGAACAAGACGGAGCAGAUACAGAGUCUCUAAAUGGCUGCGAGGAAGUCUGGAUCAGAUACAUACAACAAUGGACCCAUCAGCUAUCUUGAUGACGUUCCCUUCAAGAUUAAUGAGAAAUUCCGCUGCCCAGCCAAAGUGGGGCUGCCUGUUGGUUUUUGCCUGCCUAACUGUGACUCUCUGCUGGUGGGCACACAGUAUGACUUUACUCUGGAGAGGCGCAGUGUGCGAUGGGGGGUUGAACUGGCUGAGGCCCGAGCAGCAGAGGCCAGAGCAGAAGAGGCAGCAGCCAAGCAGGAGGCAGAGAGCAGAGAGCGUUUGGCUCAGGCACAGGACAUUGAUGGUGCUGGAGGAAAGAAACCCGGGUCUGCUGCAGACGACCAGGACCUUCCACCACCGGCAUUGAACCCUGUCCUGGCGGGGCUGAGCCAUAACGCCAUCCUCACUCCACUGCCUGCCCCGAGCCUUGGCCCCAGGAAAACACAGCCUAGCACUCCACAGCAGCACAGCCUCAACCUCGCUGACUUUGAACGGGAAGAGGACCCCUUUGACAAGUUGGAGCUCAAAACUUUGGACGAUAAGGAGGAGCUCAGAAGCAUCCUCCAGAGCCAGCCCCAACCUCAGCCUCCUCCCUCUGUAUCCCCACCAGAGGUCUCCCAGAUAGGGUCAGCGUCACGCGGGAACAGCCCAUCUCCUCCCAGCACCAACACCAGCCUCCCAGCCAAACCAGGGUUUACCCACAAACCCAACGGGUUGGUUGCCUUGCUGGACAUGGACAGGGUUGGGCAUCCUGGGAGAGUGGGAUUUGACACAGACGACCGACCCUGCAACAUCCGCUCUCUGACUUUUCCCAAACUCUCUGAUUCUGGUGACCCAGAGCCAGUGAGGUACAGUCCACUCCCUGCACCUGUUCCUGCUCCCCGACACAACUUACCCAAUGGUAGCCCGCCGACCAUACCCAAGACCCAAGUUAUUGUUGCCCCUGAGCCACCCAGCCACACCAAGAGUGGUACACCAAAACUGGCCAAUCAAGGGUCAGGAUCUGCUGGUCUGCCGUGUGGCGGAGCCCUGCUCAGCAUGACCCCCAGCGAGCGUCAGUGCGCAGAAACACUUGUAGGCAUGGGCUACUCUUAUGAGGGUGUCCUACGGGCCAUGCAGAGACAAGGGCAGAACGUGGAGCAGGUGCUGGAUUAUCUCAUUUUAUCUGGACGUCUGUGCGAGCGGGGCUUUGAUGCAACUGCAGUGGAGGAGUGUUUAGAGAUGUACCAAUGCUCAGAGGAAAAGGCCUUGCAGUUCCUUGAACUAAUGUCAAGAUUUGGUGAAAUGGGAUUUGAGCGGGAUGCCAUCAAAGAAGUGCUGCUGGUCCACAACAAUGAUCAGGACAAGGCUCUAGAGGACCUGAUGGCUCGCGCUGCAGCUAGCUGAGCCAAGCUAACCAGCCAACCAAAGCCCGGCCCGGGGCUUGCCUCCCGCUACCACCCGACACAGCCCCUUUCCUCCUGCCUUCCCUGUUACACCAUGCCCUGUCCCUGCCUUGGCUGUGGAAGGGACAGCUGGGAAACAGUUGUAUUUCUCUCUGUGCUAAAACGUAUUGUGUCUCAGCACUUCUUAAAGACUGUGUGCCUAGAGUGGAGGGGGGUCAAAGCGUAACAAUUCUUCAUGGUGGUGUUGCUUUUUUUUCCUUUUUUUUUUUUAAGAAAUCCUGGUGAUUUCAUAUUGCUAGGUUAUUCAAAAAUAGGAAGAAUGACUGAGCAGGGAGGAAGAAACUGGAAGAACUGGGACUGUGGCGUUUUGAUGCCAUUCUAUUUUGCUUCCACCUGGAAGUGUUCAGUUCACUGCAGGCAAAGCUGCAGGGCAGAAUGGGGAGCUGGUGACAGUGAGUGCAUCGCAGAAGUACCAGUUUGAACUCUUGAUCUCCCACACAAUUAAGCUGCCAUCUUCCACUGCUCAGUGCAGACCCAGUAAAUGGUGGAGGGGAUAGGAGGCCUUGAGGAGGCUCUCUUCAAACUGAACCAACUAACAUUACAAGUAAGAAAAAACAAAGGAAAAAAAACAACAAAACAAACAAACAAACAAAAAAAAACAAAACAAAAAAACAAAGGCACAGCCACCAGACAGAGAACUGACUCUCAAGAAGUGCCCUCUCUGCUCUGGUGCCCUGCACCUAGUUGCGUUCAACUUUCUGCUUUCAUUCAUUCAUGUCUGUUUUUCAUUUGAGCACUUUUUUCACGUCAGUUUAAAGAUUCUAUUUCUUUGCUUUCUGUUUUAGGAAUUGCAUAACAGAUCCUUAGUCAUUAUAACUCAGAACAUAAGAGAUACUACUGCCCCGGUAUGCUCUUUGACCUGCACUGGAAUGGCCUGUUAAAGGAGUAGGGAGAGAUGGGGAAAGUUCCUCUGUAGGAAAUAUUAAGAAACAUCCCAUAACCCAUUGACACUUAUGUGUCACAUACUGCACAGGCACACACAUGUUUCAUAAUUAUCAACUUAUUUAAAAUAGUACACUGACACUUUCAUUUAAAAAUAAAGAGUUUGAUAUGAUAAUGUAAGAUAUGUUAACUUACAAAAGUGACGCUUUUAACUGUCAUGGACUUCUGUUUGCAGACUGGAAAAGAGUGAGUGGUUAAAAAAAAAAAAAAAGAAACAAAAUGUAAGUGAGGGUUGCUUUUGCAGCCUUAUCACAGUGCAAUAGAGAUAUUUCAUAUUGUGUGACUGUUAACUGGCAUUUUGAGCCUCAAGUAAUUGUUGGGAGAGAAGGAAUGGUCUUCAAGCCUUGCUGGAAAUUUGGAUGUAACUAGGAAAAGGUUUGACCUCACUGAUUUCUAUCAUUUAUCCUCUGUUAUUGGAUUUCAUGCCACAAAAUUUAAUCAAACAUGACUUUCAUUUAUUGACUUGUCCACUUUUUUUCCUCACAUGUAAUAUGAAAUGAGAGUUCAUCGUGAUUUUAGGUUUGUUGGAAUCUCCACGGUCUUAAAAAGUUAGAAUAGGUUCAGUCGUCACUUGCCAAAAGCACUUCCCCAGAUGUUGAAUAGGUGUCAUGUUUUAAAAGAAGGCCAGCAUCCUUUAUAUUAUGUGUUAAUGGACCUUCUGAGUUCCAUGCUACAUAUGUUUAAAAAGCAUGUCUGCUCGGCUGCUUCAAGAACAAAGAUGGCAGAAAUUUUCAUAAUCCUGCGCUCUGUGGUACUGGUCGGGAUUGUGAAAGGCAUGGCAACAGAUUAAGGGCUUAAAGUUAGAAAAAUGUGACUUGGAGAACUGGCACUUCGCUUAGGGCAGGUCCAGUACUUUAUCCUCUAUUCCACAAAUGCAAAUAGAACGUUUCUAACCACCAGUAUAUUUUAGAAUGGCUCCAGGGGUUUGACAAAUGUAUUUAUUGUGUGGUUUAUUUUAUGAUUUUAAUUGUUCAAUAGAAAAUUUUGGCGAUCAGGUGUUUGCAGAACAUACAGUACCACUCAAACCAAAAGGAUAAGCACAUGCUUGCAGUAAAUAAAACACUGCUUUGCAAGUUUGUCCAAGCAUCCUGAAAGUGAAGCACACCAUCACAAAUCUGUCCUGAAUUCCAUUUUUGCCAAUUUUUUUGUCUUGUUAGUACAUUUCUGUUGCAUGUCUGGUGCAGGCAAAUAACAUGACACGAGCACGGUGUCAUGUGAGACCUAGUAUCUGAACUUCAACCAACAUUGUAAGUCUGGUGUGCGGUUGAAUCGGCAAAUAUGUUUUGAUCUAGUUCUCUUUUUUAAUCGCCUUCAGUCUUGAUUUACUGUGAUGAAGAAGAGCAUUACUCUUACCUUACAGGCAAACACAUAAGUGGUAUUCUUGUCUCCAUACAUAACUCAACAAUGGUUUUGUUAAUCAUACAUAAAGCAAGCUGAAGUCUGCUUGCCUCCCCUCUGACAGCCACAAAAGUACGGCUGAAUACAGUAUAGCAGGUUCUGGACCUUCUCCAUUAAUACCUCCUUCGAUUUCUGUUGUGAUCUUUUAAUUGUAUUGGGAUGAAAUACAACUAGGUUUUCAUUGUUAAAGGGAUCAAGUUUAAGGAUUUGUAUAUCAGAUCCACUUUUAAGUCACCAUAUAAUAGAAAAUGGGGCUCUAAUGAAUCUAAUGAGCAUUGAUAUUAAUGGUGUAAUAAAAGGUGGGUGAGCUCAGUGUUCUUUCCCAAGCUCCUAAAAUGUGAUUUGCAAAACUUUCAAUUUCAUCUUGAAUUAUCUGAAAAAUCCACGAUUAAAUGUGCACAUCUUUUCAGUGGUGA